AUGGCCAGCAAAGCCCGCGCUUUUCAGCGGGCGUGCCGGCUCCAUGUUCGCAGGACGCAUGGUGGCAGCUUUGCAGCUCUCGCUCCAGGUUCCCUGGUCGGCAGCUUGGAAUCUUCACCGCUACCGCGCCUGUAUCUCGUGUCUGAACGCUCAAUAUGUCUGAGCCGACGCCCUCUUUGCUCCUCGUCCGCAUCCCGCGUCGUCGUCGAUCAUCCUCGUACACUCCCGGCAACGUCAGCGCCGCGACCGCGACCACGGCGGCAAACGCAGUCGCUCUCACACCAGCGUCAUGCGAGCACGAGCUCCGGUCGACGAGCCGUCACCGUCACCACGGACGAUGGCCGAUAUAAUUGGAACGAGCUGAGCACGGGCGAGAAAGCCGCGCGGGGGACGCAGCAGACAUUCAACUUUUUGCUCGUCACGCUGGGUCUUGUCGGCACUAUCACCAUCGCCUACUUUCUCUACACGGACCUGUUCUCCCCGUCGUCGUACACGAUCCAAUUCAACGCGGCGGUCUCGCGCAUCAAGGCCUCGCCCGAGUGUCGCGCCCUGCUCGGCCCGGCGUCCCAGAUAAAGGCCUACGGCGAACCGACCACGAACAAAUGGGCGCGCGCCCGCCCGCUCGCACACUCGACCGAGGUCGACCGGUUCGGCACCACCCGUUUCCGCAUGCACUUCAACGUCGAGGGCGUCGAGAGCGGCGUCCUGGGCGUCGUCACUGUGCACAUGACCAGGCCCAAGGACGCCGACAGGCUCGAGUACGAGCUGUUGAGCUUGGCCGUCAAGGGCCACGAGACCGUCUACCUCGAAAACAAAGACGCCGAGAGGGGCUUAAAGGGCAAGGCCGCAAAGAUGUUUGGUGUGCAGUGGCGGUAA
Messenger RNA from Fonsecaea pedrosoi CBS 271.37, 876 nucleotides. RefSeq lists its product as uncharacterized. Gene Ontology annotation, biological process: protein import into mitochondrial matrix. The transcript is spliced from 2 exons. Lineage: Eukaryota; Fungi; Ascomycota; Eurotiomycetes; Chaetothyriales; Herpotrichiellaceae. Bases 1 to 876 code for a protein of 291 amino acids. Gene Ontology annotation, cellular component: TIM23 mitochondrial import inner membrane translocase complex. The record is from RefSeq and is a predicted model, not a curated record.